Molecule: messenger RNA, 2522 nt
Organism: Erythranthe guttata (spotted monkey flower)
Lineage: Eukaryota; Viridiplantae; Streptophyta; Magnoliopsida; Lamiales; Phrymaceae
Source: RefSeq, a predicted model, not a curated record
ACACACACACACUAAUAAUAAUGAAACUGAUAUAACCACCUCAACUCAACACAUCCAUUCUUUGUCCCACAAAUAUUAUCAGCCACCCCUCUAUUUAUUACCUAUAUAUCCUAAUUGGAGUCUCAUCCAUUCCAUUCUAUCUGUCUAUAUAUAUAUAUAUGUAUAGAUGUAUAACUAUUAUUAACAUACAAAUGUAUUAUACCUUUAUAAUAAUACACAGUAGGUACGGUACGGUACGGUACGAUAAGAGAUCAUAUAUAAUCAAUCAAUCAAUCAAGAAUUAAUAAAGAGAUAUUGGAUCGAUAGAUGACGAGGGGUGGUGGUAAGUUUGUGAUAGUAGGAGUAUGGGUGAUUCUGGUUGUUGGAGUGGUGAUCGGCCUGACAACGGGUGUGAAUCCUGAGAAAGCCACAGAAGAAGGUCUCUGGACCAGCAGCAAGGCAGUGUUUACAGUUUGCGGAGAGACAGAUUACAAGAAAACAUGCGCUGACAGCCUCAGCACCGUAGCAAACAACGAGAGUGCAACACCAAUGGACUUUCUCCAAGCUGCAAUAAAUGUUGCCAUCCAAGAGGUGCAGGCUGCAAUGAGCCUCCCAGACACGAUAGGCAAAUCUGCCAACGAUCCCCAGCAGAAAAUGGCUGUUGAGGAUUGCAAGGAUCUUCUUCAAUAUGCUGUUGCUGAGCUCCAGGCUUCAUUUUCCAUGGUCGGUGACAGCAGCUUGCACACCAUCUCCGAUAGAGAAGCGGAGCUCAAGAACUGGCUCAGUGCUGUCAUUUCAUACCAGCAAACGUGCAUCGAUGGAUUCACAACACCAGAGCUGCAGAAAGCCAUAUCCGAUGGCCUCCUCAAUGCCACUCAGCUCACCGACAAUGCUCUCGCCAUUGUCACCGUUAUUUCUCAAAUAUUUCAGGCAUUCAACAUUAAUAUUCCUAGUAAUAGUAUUCUCAACUCCACCGCAGCCUCCUCCGGAAGAUUACUUGAAGAAGACCAUGACCAUGAUGAUGAUGGAACGUCUUCAUCCUCGUCGUUUCCUGCAUGGCUCCCUGCUGGAGACAGGAAAUUGCUGGCUAGCAAAAGCGGCGGUGGUGGCCAACCUGCGCCCAAUGCGGUGGUGGCACAGGAUGGAAGUGGUGGCUAUAAAACCAUAAGUGCAGCUCUUGCAGCAUAUCCCAAGAAUCACAAAGGGAGGUAUGUUAUAUACGUAAAGGCUGGAGUUUACGACGAGACUGUGACCAUAACAAAGGACCUGGUUAACGUGUACAUGUAUGGAGAUGGACCCAGAAAGAGCAUUGUCACCGGUAAGAAGUGCUUUACGGACGGUGUAUCCACCUUCCAGACGGCCCCAUUCAUUGCAAUUGGGGAUGGAUUCAUAGCCAAGUCGAUGGGAUUCAGAAACACAGCAGGGCCGGAGGGACACCAGGCAGUGGCUCUACGGGUGCAAUCGGACAUGUCUGCAUUCUACAACUGCAGAAUGGAUGGGUAUCAAGACACUUUGUACGCACAGACACAUCGCCAGUUCUACCGUAACUGCGUCAUCUCAGGAACAGUGGAUUUCAUAUUCGGAGAUUCUGCUGUAGUUAUACAGAACUGUUUAAUCAUAGUGAGGAAACCAAUGGACAACCAGCAGAACACAGUGACGGCACAAGGGAGAACUCAGAGCAAGGAGACCACCGGAAUAGUGAUACAAAACUGCAGAAUAGUACCAGAGCAGAAAUUGGAACCACUGAGGUUCAAAAUACCGACUUAUCUGGGAAGGCCGUGGAAGAAGUACUCAAAGACGAUAAUAAUGGAGUCUACACUUGCGGAUUUCAUACAGCCAGCAGGGUGGAUGCCUUGGAGUGGCAACUUUGCAUUGGAUACGUUGUAUUACAGGGAGUAUGCAAACAAGGGACCUGGGGCACCAACCGAUAAGCGGGUCAAGUGGAAAGGAUACAGUGUCAUAACAAACAGGGACGAUGCUCUUCAAUUCACUGCUGCCCCUUUCAUCCAAGCCGACCAAUGGCUGACCACCACUGGUGUGCCUUACUUUCUUGGCCUCAAAAACUGAUCGUCCGUCCGAGUUUCAUUCCAUCCCCACUUCAUCUGUCAACCUAUACACGCACAUUCACAUUACAUUUUUCUCUCUUUUUUUCAUAGUCGACCUUUUUAUUCAACCAACGUAGUCCGUAGAUGUUCAUUUGAUGUAACCUUAAUCACUUCUUUUUCCCCUUAAUUAGCAAACAACAAGCAAUAUGUAGAUGCUUGAGGAGGUGUACAAAGAUUGUCCUUUUAAGGAUGAUUAAACACUCCGUAAAGUACAUGUUUUAUUUUCGUCACCAUUGAUUUAUUAAAGGAAUUUUGACAAUAAUGACAGCAAAACAUUAUGAAAACCCAGGCAUGGAUUCUUCACAAUAUAAUCGAACUACAUCUCUUAGUACCUCCUAUUCUUGUAGCAUGCCAAAUCCAACGAGUUCAAAACGAACCAUCCCAAGGGCUUGUUGAACUAUGCUCUAGUUCAAUCUAAAUCUCAAAGGCAUAAAAAAA